Molecule: messenger RNA, 2307 nt
Organism: Helianthus annuus (common sunflower)
Lineage: Eukaryota; Viridiplantae; Streptophyta; Magnoliopsida; Asterales; Asteraceae
Product: wall-associated receptor kinase 2
Exons: 6
Coding region: 1-2307 (768 amino acids)
Biological process (GO): protein phosphorylation; cell surface receptor signaling pathway
Cellular component (GO): plasma membrane
Molecular function (GO): polysaccharide binding; calcium ion binding; ATP binding
Source: RefSeq, a predicted model, not a curated record
AUGCAGCUGCUGCCUGUACUCGUAUUCUGCUUCUGCCUACCAUUCACAACGGCGGCCAACACAGACACUGGCAACAUAGCCAAGCCCGGCUGCCAAGCUCAAUGCGGAAACGUGACAAUUCCAUAUCCCUUUGGAAUAGGGCCGUCGGGCUGCUUUAUCGACCCUUGGUUUGAAAUUACUUGCAACACUUCUUUCAUUCCUCCCAAGCACUUCUACAACAAAGGUAACCUUACCCUUGAUUAUCGAGAGAUUUUUGACAUAUCCGACUCUACUUUCCGUAUGUCUAACACAGUAGCUAGCAGAUGCUACGAUCAAUAUGCGCAUGUCACACAGGAAGUUCAAGCCGCCACAGAUAUGGGAAUCGGUUCACCAUUCACCUUCUCACAACUAAAUAAAUUCACUUUAAUUGGCUGUGGUGACUUGGCCUUCUUCUAUGACCCCACUCAUCCAUUGCAAACGGGCUGCUUGUCCUUAUGUUCUAGUGCGAAGGAUGUGGUGAACGGUUCUUGUACGGGGGGUGGGUGUUGCCAAACAUCGGUCGUAAAGGGGCUAAAUUUUUACUUCAUGAAGCAGAAUCCUGCAGGCCAGAACCGCUCCAAUAUUUGGUCAUUUUGUCCUUGUACCUAUGCCUUCAUGGGUGAGCAAGAAAGAUUUACUUUCCAUGGUGCCUCGGAUUUCAUCGAUCCAAGUUUCAACAAUCGUAUAAUGGCUAGUGUUCCAAUACUGAUAGAUUGGGUGAUUGGGAACUUAACUUGUAGUGAGUCUCUAAACAAAGGUCGUUUGGCUUGUCAGGAGAAUAGUUACUGCAUUGAUUCUGAUACCGGGGUUCCUGGUUAUCGAUGUAUUUGCAAUAUAGGUUAUCAGGGUAAUCCAUAUCUUCAUCCAGGCUGUCAAGAUAUCGACGAGUGUCAAGAUCCAAACAUGAAUUCCUGUGAGCGGAUUUGUAGAAAUAUUCCAGGAAAUUAUACUUGUUCUUGUCCAGAUGGAUACUUUGGAGAUGGCCGGAAAAAUGGGAGCGGUUGCAUAGCUGAAAGUUCUCAUUUCCCAGUAGUUAAAUUCUCUCUAGGUAUGGGGUUUGGUUUCUUGGCUAGCUUGGCUGGAUUAACCUGGUUGUAUUUCGGCAUCAAGAAGAGAAACCUUGUGAAACUUAGGCAAAAGAUGUUCCAAAGAAAUGGUGGUUUGCUACUACAACAACGACUUAUGAACAACCCGAGUACUAUCGACUCAACAGUAGUCUUUACGGCCAAUGAUUUGGAGAUCGCAACCAACAAUUAUGCCAGUGAUAUGAUUUUGGGCCGAGGUGGCUUUGGUACUGUGUAUAAAGGUAUUUUGUGUGACAAACGAGUGGUAGCAAUCAAGAAGUCCAAAGAAAUGAACGAUAGCCAAAUACAACAAUUCAUUAAUGAAGUAAUCAUCUUAACACGAGUUAACCAUCGGAAUGUGGUCAAGCUCUUGGGAUGUUGUUUAGAGACAAAGAUCCCAUUAUUGGUUUAUGAGUAUGUCUCGAAUGGUACUCUCUUUGAUCACAUUCAUAGCAAUCGAAACAUGACUUGGUUAUCCUGGGAGAAUCGUUUACGAAUAGCAACUGAAGCAGCUAGUGCCCUUUCAUAUCUCCACUCUGCUACAUCAAUGCCCGUCAUACAUAGAGAUGUCAAAUGCGCAAACAUAUUACUAGACGAAAAUUACACCACAAAGAUUGCGGAUUUUGGAGCAUCGAUCCCAAUAGAUCAAAAGCAAGUGGAAACGUUGGUGCAAGGAACAUUUGGAUACUUAGAUCCAGAAUACUUCAAUACAGGUCAACUAAACGAGAAGAGUGAUGUUUAUAGCUUUGGAGUUAUACUUGCUGAGCUUUUAACCGGAAAGAAGCCUGUGUUAAAGAAUGUAAGUGAAGCUAUGAAUCUUGCAAAACUUUUCAUCACAGCCUUAGAAGAGGAUCGUCUGUUUCAGAUUCUAGAGCGUAGAGUUGUGAGGGAGGGUCCGCUAGAGCAACUCGAAGAAAUUGCACAACUUGUAAAGAGAUGCCUCAGUCUUUCUGGAGAUAAGAGGCCAUUGAUGCAUGAUACAAGAAUGGAAAUUGAAGGCUUAAGGAAGUUUACUCAACAUCCUUGGGCGAUUCCACAUGAUGAGACUCAGAACUUAAUAAGUACACAAAGUAAUCAAGUAGAUCUUUAUUCUUGCACAAUGUACAAGAGGCGUAAAAGACGCAAAGAAAAAGAAAGCAUGGCAGAGAGCGGAAAUGGAAUUGAAGAGAAGUGGUUGAAGAAUCAAGAAAGAAGAAGUUUUGGUCGCUACCGUAGCUUACGGUAG